CUUCGGCAGUCGUCGGCGAAUCUGCCUCGCGGACGGGUGUGUCCGUGUUCAAUAAAUCAAAAUACCACAAAUGUGUCAAAUUAAACGAUUCCGUUAAAAAAAAGUGACAUGUGCGCCGGGAGUGUUGUAAACACGGGUUGUAAUAUCGGCUUUUUGUAGAAUAUUAGUAUUUACUUCGUACGAAUCGCGUAUUUACUUAAAAUUUUGUGUAGCCUAUAGUUUCGUUCGUGAUUGUGGUUCGCUGACAUUCCAGGUCGGGUUCGCCGUAAAUGGUAUUUGCUUACAAGAUCUGGGAUUUGUAUAGUGUUGUGUUUUGAUACAUUCAGGAUGAUUUGAUUCACGAUGGACCGAGUGAGUGGCGUGUGUCGGUUUGGCGGAGUGGUGUCAGCUGUGAGGACUAGAACUGGUCGGAGUCGGAGGAGAGUGGCCGGGCCUACUCAGGCCGCCGAAGAGUUGCCUGAGGCCCCGCGGAGAGGCCUCGGGGCUGUCCUUGUCCUCGCUUGCAUAGUCGUUUACCACAACUGCCUUUACUGUGGCUUCGUGUUUGAUGAUAUCAGUGCCAUAAAAGAGAACAGAGAUCUGAGACCGCAGACUCCCAUCUCGAAUAUCUUCCUCAACGACUUUUGGGGAACUCCAAUACACAAGGAGCAAUCACACAAAUCGUACCGUCCGCUGACGGUGCUGACGUUCCGAUGGAACUACGCGGUGCAUGGCCUACAACCAGCGGGCUACCACCUCGUCAACUUGCUGCUGCACGCUCUGGUCUCACUACUCUACUACAGGGUGUGCGCGAUGUUCCUGCCAGAGUUCGCAAGUUUCGUGGCGGCCAUCCUUUUUGCUGUCCACCCGAUACACAGCGAAGCGGUGACUGGUGUGGUGGGCCGCGCUGAAAUGCUGUCGUCGGUGUUUUUCCUCGGCGCGCUACUGUGCUACGCGCGGGCGGCGAGUAGGCGGCGAUACACAGAUUGGCGCUACGUAGUGGCUUGUACAGCUUGUGUCGGCAUCGCGAUGCUGUGUAAGGAGCAAGGGAUCACCGUCACCGCCGUGUGUGUUGUCUACGAGCUCUUCGUUGCACAGAAGCGCAAAGGCAGUAACACCGGGAGGCCGUGGUUCGAAUAUUGGGGCAAAGGCGGAUGGGGCUGCGCGUGCGGCGAGGCCGCUCGUCGAGUAGCCACGGUGUGCUGCGCCACAUUGGCUCUAUUGGCCGCAAGACUGCACGUCAUGGGCGCUCAGUUGCCUGUUUUCACACGCUUUGACAACCCUGCUGGAGCUGCGUCUCCUCCCGCAAGACAUCUAACGUUUGCCUACCUCCCUGCACUGAACGCCUGGCUGCUUGCUCUGCCAGAGGCGUUGUGCUGUGACUGGACGAUGGGCACAGUGGCUUUGCUGCGCUCGUGGCGCGACCCGAGGAACCUGGCUACCAUCGCGCUGGCCGCGACACUGGUGGCGGCGGCCAUUCAUGCCUUGAGGACUCGCUCUUCUGCUUUAUCUAUGGGUUUAGCACUGCUGGUGCUCCCAUUUCUACCAGCCUCCAACUUGUUCUUCCCCGUGGGUUUUGUGGUCGCUGAAAGGGUUCUGUACAUGCCCUCAAUGGGCUGGUGUCUCCUGGUCGCGCAUGGUUGGAGACUGGUCGCCAAGAAACGCGCCAAGCUCGCAGCUGCUGCCCUGAUAUUCCUUCUGUUAGCCUUUAGCGCCAAAACCUAUGUGAGAAAUUGGGAUUGGAAGACUGAAUACUCUAUUUUCGCUUCAGGUCUUAAGGUCAACAGAAAUAACGCGAAGCUGUACAACAACGUCGGCCACGCCUUAGAAGCUGAAGGAAAAUACGCAGAGGCAUUAGAGUUCUUCAAAACAGCCGUGAACGUUCAACCUGACGACGUAGGCGCCCAUAUCAAUGUGGGCAGAACAUUCAACCACCUCGGGCUCUACCAAGAAGCCGAAGACGCUUACGUAAAAGCGAAAUCUUUACUACCCAAAGCGAAACCCGGAGAAUCUUACCAAGCGAGAAUAGCCCCUAACCACUUAAACGUAUUCCUCAAUCUAGCAAACCUAAUUUCCAAGAAUGCUACGCGGUUAGAAGAAGCAGAUAUGCUGUAUAGACAGGCGAUUAGUAUGAGAGCGGAUUAUACUCAGGCAUAUAUAAAUAGGGGGGAUAUUCUGAUCAAAUUGAACAGGACAAAGGAAGCCCAAGAGGUGUAUGAAAGAGCCCUGUUGUACGAUAGCGGGAAUCCGGAUAUUUACUACAAUCUAGGAGUAGUCCUACUAGAACAAGGUAAAGCGUCUCAAGCACUGGCCUAUCUCGACAAAGCAUUAGAGCUGGAACCGGAGCACGAGCAAGCGCUGCUGAACUCCGCCAUACUGCUGCAGGAGCUGGGAGCCGCGGACUUGAGGCACCUCGCCAGGCAACGGCUGCUCAAGCUACUAGACAAAGAUGCAACAAACGAGCGCGUGCAUUUUAACCUAGGCAUGGUAUGCAUGGACGAAGGCGACGCGGAAUGUGCGGAGCGCUGGUUCCGCGCGGCCGUGCACCUCAAGCCAGACUUCCGCUCUGCACUGUUCAACCUGGCCUUACUGCUCGCUGACAGGCGGCGACCGCUAGAAGCGGCGCCCUUCCUCAAGCAGCUAGUGAGGCAUCAUCCUGACCAUGUGAAGGCAUUAGUGCUUCUGGGAGAUAUCUACAUCAACUCCGUCAAAGAUUUGGACGCAGCUGAGAGUUGUUACCGUCGAAUCCUCGAACUAGAACCUGACAACGUACAAGCGCUACACAACCUUUGCGUCGUGGCCGUGGAGCGAGGAAAGCUCGCCGUGGCCGAAGAGUGCCUCGCGCGUGCCGCCACACUAGCGCCGCACGAACACUACAUACAGCGCCAUCUAGCGGUGGUGCGAGCGAGACGCGCCGCCGCCGUCUCGCCCACUCCUCCCACCAAGCAACCCGCCCCUAGCGCCACCACCGAGGUGCGAGCGAGAUGGAACUACAUCCCGCAACAGCCCCCCGACCCCCACGAGACAGACCCCUCGUAGCGAUACUAAUCCAACUGAACUGUGUAAAUACGUUUAAAUAAACACCAAAAGAAUCUCGGUCGUUAUUUUUAAAUAAACGUUUUAAUGAUUUGCAUUUGAAUUUCGAACGAUCAGGGUAUCUCUUGUUUUGUACUCUGUUGACUGUCAUGCUUUUUUAAAAUUAUCUAAUGACUGUAAAGAUUGACGCGCAUGGGUGAUUUUUGUUUUUUUAAUAUAUCUACUAAAUAUUCUAGGAUCAUACCCGUGCGUUAGAGAUCUUAGAGAAAAUAUAAUUUUUUAAAAAUAGAACAAAACGUUACGAAAUAGAUUAUUUUAGGAUCUCUUAUUUUAAAAGCUUAUUUUGCUUAACAUUUCGUGAUAUUAGUUUACGCCAUUUAAUCUAAUUAAUUGUGUACGAUAUUGUAUAAUGUGUAGAGACAUGUUGGAGCGAGCUUUCGUCAUUAGCCAGGUAUACGGAUACUCUUUGUGUGUAAUAAAAUUGAAAUAGAAUAAUAGAAAAGACUUGAAACUGUUUUAAAUUUAUUAUAAUUUCUUGUAUCAAAUGUCCCUUAUUCGUUAAGGCCGUUAGUUAUUGCAUUUAAAUCGUAAAACUCUUUUAUGUGUAAUUUGUGAUGACAAGUUACUUAUAGAAGUGUCAUAGCGUCACAAAAUGCAUUUCGUGCAUUAAUAAUAAUUAUUUAUUAUUUUGACAUUUUAAGAUCUCAUUACCCAAUAUAGACUGUUAAGUACAGCAACACAGUCAUAUAAUGUUUGCAGCCUAACGAUUUUGUCAUCCCUAAUUAUUAUUUUAACCUAGAUAGCGAUGGAUCAAUGAUUUAUUAGAUAAAUUAUUAGGUAUUAUUUGAGGAUGUACGCUGUUAGUUAUAAUAUGCGACUUGAUCUCCCAAACUUCUUUUAGGCGUUGGGAGUAGGUUUAGAAAUGUACCGCAUUAACCCCAUCGAAAAUAACGAUUGUUACAUAAGUACUUCAACCCAAUAUUUUGUUAGAGAGUUCAUUUUAUGACUAUAAUAAAAAAUUGUGCUGAAAUUAAACUUGAAAACGUCGCCAUUUUUACUGAAUAAUUAGUAUCGUCUAGAAAUGAAGCAAAAAUAAGUCCGUAGAAACCUUUUUAGGACAUUAUGGCCUCGAAAGUAGUAAUACAAAUGGGCUUUUAUUCUGAUAGGCUGCGAUCAAUAUUACAAAGUGCCUCCAGGAAAAUUAAUGCGUGCGCAUCCAGCUUAAUUCACGUUCAAAAACAAGUGUUUAAAGGUUUUUUUUUUUAACUAAAAUUUACCUUUAAAUCUUCAAGGCAUUAGGUUUUUGAUAAUUAAUUUAUUUACGGCCUUCGGAUAAUACUUACCUAUUUAAUAAUUUUAUACAAACAAUUUUUUUAAGACAAUAAAAAUAAAACAGCAUUAGAAAUCAAACAAGGCGUGAUACUUUGAUAUAGUUUCAGGGCUUUAUGUAGAAAAAAAAUACCUACUGUACCUACCUACCUAAUUAGACGGUUAUUUUCGUAAUUGCCAAUGUUAUUAUGUAAAAAAAGUGAUCGACAGUUAUUAGAAUAAAUUAUGUAGAUGUGAAAAAAUGUAACGUUGUUAAUGUUUUAAGAUAAAAAGUAACUUUUGUAAAAACAGAAAUUUUUUACAAUGUCUUGAAACAUUUCUGCUGGAUAUUCCCGGGAGCGGGAGUAAUGUCGUAAGGACCCCGAAUAUUAUAAACUAUUUGUCGUCAAAACAUUUAUUUUUAUAAAAUAAAUGAUGUUUCAAAUUACCUGGCGU
This is a messenger RNA of Maniola jurtina (meadow brown), 4779 nucleotides long. It is a transcript of the gene Tmtc3, whose product is annotated as protein O-mannosyl-transferase Tmtc3. Gene Ontology annotation, molecular function: protein binding; mannosyltransferase activity. Gene Ontology annotation, biological process: protein O-linked glycosylation via mannose. The record is from RefSeq and is a predicted model, not a curated record. Bases 343 to 3018 code for a protein of 891 amino acids. Gene Ontology annotation, cellular component: endoplasmic reticulum. Lineage: Eukaryota; Metazoa; Arthropoda; Insecta; Lepidoptera; Nymphalidae. The transcript has 12 exons.